AUGGUCAGUGGUGGUGGUCAGACCAACAGUGAUCAGAGAGUUGUGGUCAGUGGUGGUGGUCAGUCCGACAGUGGACAAAGAGUUAUGGUCAGUGGUGGUGGUCAGUCUGACAGUGGACAGAGAGUUGUGGUCAGUGGUGUUGUUCAGUCCAUCAGUGGACAAAGAGUUAUGGUCAGUGGUGGUGGUCAGUUCGACAGUGGACAAAGAGUUAUGGUCAGUGGUGGUGGUCAGUUCGACAAUGAUCAGAGAGUUGUGGUCAGUGGUGGUGGUCUGUCCAUCAGUGGACAAAGAGUUAUGGUCAGUGGUGGUGGUCAGUCCGACAGUGGACAAAGAGUUAUGGUCAGUGGUGGUGGUCAGUCCGACAGUGGUCAGAGAGUUGUGAUCAGUGGUGGUGAUCAAUCUAUCAGUGGACCGAGAGUUGUGGUCAAUGGUGGUGGUGGUCAGUCCGACAGUGGACAAAGAGUUAUGGUCAGUGGUGGUGGUCAGUCCGACAGUAGACAAAGAGUUAUUGUCAGUAGUGGUGGUCAGUCCGACAGUAGACAAAGAGUUAUGGUCAGUGGUGGUGGUCAGUCCGACAGUGGACAAAGAGUUAUGGUCAGUGGUGGUGGUCAGUCCGACAGUAGACAAAGAGUUAUUGUCAGUAGUGGUGGUCAGUCCGACUGUAGACAAAGAGUUAUGGUCAGUGGUGGUGGUCAGUCCGACAGUGGUCAGAGAGUUAUGGUCAGUGGUGGUGGUCAGUCCGACAGUGGUCAGAGAGUUGUGGUCAGUGGUGGUGGUCAGUCCGACAGUGGACAAAGAGUUAUGGUCAGUGGUGGUGGUCAGUCCGACAGUGGACAGAGAGUUGUGGUCAGUGGUGUUGUUCAGUCCAUCAGUGGACAAAGAGUUAUGGUCAGUGGUGGUGGUCAGUUCGACAGUGGACAAAGAGUUAUGGUCAGUGGUGGUGGUCAGUCCGACAAUGAUCAGAGAGUUGUGGUCAGUGGUGGUGGUCAGUCCGACAGUGGACAAAGAGUUAUGGUCAGUGGUGGUGGUCAGUCCGACAGUGGUCAGAGAGUUGUGAUCAGUGGUGGUGAUCAAUCUAUCAGUGGACCGAGAGUUGUGGUCAAUGGUGGUGGUGGUCAGUCCGACAGUGGACAAAGAGUUAUGGUCAGUGGUGGUGGUUAG
Molecule: messenger RNA, 1161 nt
Organism: Ylistrum balloti
Lineage: Eukaryota; Metazoa; Mollusca; Bivalvia; Pectinida; Pectinidae
Product: loricrin-like
Exons: 1
Coding region: 1-1161 (386 amino acids)
Source: RefSeq, a predicted model, not a curated record